Hordeum vulgare subsp. vulgare (domesticated barley) is the source of this 793-nucleotide messenger RNA. Its product is annotated as glucan endo-1,3-beta-D-glucosidase-like. The record is from RefSeq and is a predicted model, not a curated record. NCBI's taxonomy places the organism in Eukaryota, Viridiplantae, Streptophyta, Magnoliopsida, Poales, Poaceae. The transcript has 4 exons. The coding region runs from base 171 to 536 and encodes 121 amino acids.
ACUCAACAAGGCAUUCAAUCGGCAGCCACCUUUUCCGGCUUCCUCCCUCCCCCAUCUUUUAUAAACCAGCGCAUUAAACUGCUGGAGCUAGAGCUAGAGACCCCAACCCUUUUCCCUGUCUCUUCUUGGCUUCCUUGCUUGGUGGUCUUGCUGGUGUGCUGGAGAGCAAGAUGGGUAGGGGGGCUCGGCCAUCUGCAUCGCUCCUGCUCUUCUCUCUGGGGCUUGUGCUCCUCUGCUUCACCUCAGGAAGCACCGUCAGGCUGGCCGAGGCACAGAAAACGUGGUGCAUGGCGAAGCCGUCGUCGGACGAGAAGGUCCUGGCGGCCAACAUCAACUACGCGUGCUCCAACGUAAGCUGCGCCGUGAUCCAGCCGGGCGGGCCGUGCUACAACCCCAACAACCUGCUCUCGCACACCUCCGUCGCCAUGAACCUCUACUACGCCGCCAACGGCCGCAACUCCUGGAACUGCUACUUCGCCAACUCGGGCAUCAUCGUGAAGUCCGACCCCAGUUACGGUUCGUGCACCUACUACUGAUCUUCCUCGCCGAAGUCGAGCGAUGCAGAUGGGUCGCAGUAGGUUCUUCUUAUGUUUAAUUGGUCGACAAGCUGCGUGUUGCUGUGAGCUAACUAACUGCUCCGGCAUGAUGCUUAAUUGGUUGAGGUGCAGAGUAUGCAUUGGUGUGGGUUAACUGUUAGUGUUUGUUGCGUGUUGUUGUUGGAGAUGUCCAUCCAUUCACUGAUAAAUCUCUCUCCAGUAGGGGACUUAUUAAUCCAUGUUUGUCCCGUUAUUUA